Molecule: messenger RNA, 691 nt
Organism: Papaver somniferum (opium poppy)
Lineage: Eukaryota; Viridiplantae; Streptophyta; Magnoliopsida; Ranunculales; Papaveraceae
Product: stress-response A/B barrel domain-containing protein HS1-like
Exons: 2
Coding region: 81-425 (114 amino acids)
Source: RefSeq, a predicted model, not a curated record
AUUAGCAUGGAAAAACCAACCAGAAACACAAAACAAGAUCAAAGAGCAGAUAUAGGAAGAGACUAGCAAAGUUCUGAGAAAUGGAAAACAGCGCCCCUACGACAGAAGUGAAGCACGUUUUGGUGGUGAAAUUCAAGCCUGAAACCACAGAAGAGAGGAUCGAUGAACUCAUCAAGGAGUUCGUUAAGCUCACUGAUGUUUUCAAAUCAAUCAAGAACUUCAUCUGGGGGAAAGAUGAGAGCAUAGCAAACAUGACUGGUGGUAAUACCCAUGUCUUCCAACUGACAUUCGAUACCAUGGAAGACGUCAACGCAUAUAUUGCUCAUCCUGCACAUAUGGGUUUUGCCAAACAACUGUUGGAAGCUACUGACAGCAUCAUCCUCAUGGACUACAAACCAGUUACUGUCACUAUUCCUCACGCAUGAAUUCGACAUCUAUCUGUCUAGAUCAGCAUCUUGUACUGUUCUAUUAUUUGCGAUUUCGUCUGUUAGUAAUGGGUUGUUUGAUUUGUGAGUUCGUCAGUUCAUCUUUCAUGGAACUUCGUUGUAGCGUGUGUUGAUUUUCAUGACCAAAAUUUUAUUUUAUAAUAAGAUUCAUAGCUUCACAUGAUUGUGUACGUAUGAUGUAUCCUUACACAGACCUGUACUGUGAAUCAAUUUCUUAAUAAAUCUCAAGCACUAUUGUUCUUCCU